GACCAUUUGGCCCAUGUUUGUUGGGGAAGGAUAAGCCUGCGGUUCAAAAAACUGGUCAACUGGAUUUGGAUUCCCAGAAACCAGGAAAUUUCUGAAACUGAGUUUUAAACCUGGCAACUCUUUUACCAUCCCUUUGUAUUUUUGCAGUUCCUCCCUAUACCAGCUUCCUUACAGCUGUUCUGAUUUCCUGUCGUAAGAUUUUUUCUUUUCAUUUUCUCCAGGGAGGGUAAAUCAAUAUAACCUCUUCUCUAGAGAGGAGGUGGUUAGGUUGGUCUUAAGCGGUGUUAGAAGAUCUAUUUUUUUUCAAACCAGGUGUCUGAGCUGGGUGAAUUCCAGCCUGGGGAGAGGACUUUGAUCACCAGAUGUUUUUUUGGUGUGCGUGCUGUCUUAUGGUUGCGUGGCGGGUUUCUGCUUCAGAUGAGCACUGUCCAGAACUUCCUCCAGUGGACAAUAGCAUAUUUGUCGCAAAGGAGGUGGAAGGACAGAUUCUGGGGACUUACGUUUGUAUCAAGGGCUACCACCUGGUAGGAAAGAAGACCCUUUUUUGCAAUGCCUCUAAGGAGUGGGAUAACACCACUACUGAGUGCCGCUUGGGCCACUGUCCUGAUCCUGUGCUGGUGAAUGGAGAGUUCAGUUCUUCAGGGCCUGUGAAUGUAAGUGACAAAAUCACGUUUAUGUGCAAUGACCACUACAUCCUCAAGGGCAGCAAUCGGAGCCAGUGUCUAGAGGACCACACCUGGGCACCUCCCUUUCCCAUCUGCAAAAGUAUUCCACAGACUCGUCCUCUUCCCUUCCCGCCAUGUUCUCCCCUAUUUCUUUUUCUUUUGAGACAGAGUCUUGCUCUGUUUCCCAGGCUGGAGUGCAGUGGCAGAAUCUUGGCUCACUGCAACCUCCGCCUCCCAGGUUCAAGCGGUUCUCAUGCCUCAGCCUCCCAAGUAGCUGGGAUUACAGGUGCGCACCCACGCUGGGCUAAUUUUUGUAUUUUUAGUAGAGACUGGGUUUCACCAUGUUGGCCAGGCUGGUCUCAAAUUCCUGACCUCAGGUGAUCCACCCCCUUCAGCCUCCCAAAGUGCUGGGAUUACAGGUGUGAGCCACUGCUCCCACCUUCUCCCCUUUUUCUGAUACUCUCUUUGAUAUAGUUUGGAUGUGUAUUCCUGCUCAAAUCUCAUAUUGAAUUGUAAUCUCCAGUGUUGGAGGUGGUGCUUGGUGGGAGAUGACUGGAUCAUGCGGGUGGAUUUCUCAUGAAUGGUCUAGCACCAUCUCCCUAGGUACUGUCCUCAUGACAGCGAGUGAGUUCUCAUGAGAUCUGGUUGUUUAAAAGUGUGUAACGCCUCCUCCCUCUCUCUCUUGUUCCUGCUCCUGUUA
This is a messenger RNA of Pan troglodytes (chimpanzee), 1365 nucleotides long. RefSeq names its product complement component 4 binding protein beta (gene C4BPB). The coding region runs from base 363 to 1046 and encodes 227 amino acids. The transcript has 4 exons. The record is from RefSeq and is a predicted model, not a curated record. Lineage: Eukaryota; Metazoa; Chordata; Mammalia; Primates; Hominidae.